Molecule: messenger RNA, 8646 nt
Organism: Dreissena polymorpha
Lineage: Eukaryota; Metazoa; Mollusca; Bivalvia; Myida; Dreissenidae
Product: serine/threonine-protein kinase/endoribonuclease IRE1-like
Exons: 20
Coding region: 128-2836 (902 amino acids)
Biological process (GO): protein phosphorylation; intrinsic apoptotic signaling pathway in response to endoplasmic reticulum stress; mRNA processing
Cellular component (GO): IRE1-TRAF2-ASK1 complex
Molecular function (GO): protein serine/threonine kinase activity; RNA endonuclease activity; ATP binding
Source: RefSeq, a predicted model, not a curated record
ACAAUACACUUUCAAAACAACAACAAUAAUGGCAGCCUCUUGAUGACUGAAAGUGUACCCUGCGAACGUUAUUGUGGUUUUAUUAAUUUAUUUGCAAUGAAACACUUACGAAAGUAUCACAUUAAAUAUGAUUUCAAUAGAACUGUUUAUAUUUAUGAUAUUAUGUGGGUCUCUCGUGUGUGAAUCCAAUAAAUCAUCAAAAGAGACACUUGGGCUCACAGUUAAUGAUCAGCUGUUGUUUGUAUCAACCAUCAGUGGGAAGUUUUAUGCCAUCAGCAAACAGACAGGCAAGACAAUAUGGAUGCUGAAUGAAGAACCUGUCAUCAAAGUUCCAUCAGAUGUAACAUCCGGUUUUCUACCGGACCCAAAAGAUGGCAGCCUGUAUGCAUUCAGCGAUGGCAGGGAUGGAAUAAAAAAGCUGCCAUUUACCAUACCGGAACUGGUCACGGCCUCCCCUUGCAAAAGCGCAGAGGGCAUUCUCUACAGUGGUCACAAGCGUGAUAUCUGGCUGGCUAUAGACCCGCGUACUGGUACCAAGCUUCACACACUGAGUAUGGAUGGGUCCCCAAACACAUGCCCAUCUGCAGCAGACGACACCCUGUUCAUUGGACGGACAGAAUAUACCAUUGUUAUGUUUGACAGCAAAACUGGAACAAAGAGAUGGAAUGCAACCUACACAGACUACUCAUCCCACGUUGCGCCAGAUGUGACGGACUAUAAACUUCGUCACUGUACUGCAAGCUCCAAUGGACUAGCAGUCACUCUGGACAGUGUCUCUGGUGACAUAAUGUGGCACACGCAGUACGACUCACCGGUGGUUGCCAUGUACACUAUGCACGCAGACGGCCUGCAGAAGAUCCCGUUCACGUCAUUCGCUCCGGAGACCCUGGAGCAUCUGACCGGCCAGCUGUCCUCCACUGUAUGGAGGAACAGGUUCCUCGAGCAUGGACAGAAGAAAAUAUUCUAUCCCACUCUGUAUGUUGGUGAAUAUGAACAUGGAUGUUUUGCCACUGGUUCCUUUGUGGAUGAAAAUACAGUCACUAUUGCUCCAAGGAACUUCAGUCCCCCUCAGAUUGAGGGCCCAAAGGCAGCUGAUAAGAAGAGCAAGGAGGAGAAGAAACACGCGACCACUCACACAGAGAAGAUGACUGCCCAUACUGUACGCAGGGGAAAUGUUGUCCUCAUGUUAGGUUACCAUGAGGUUCCAGAGGAAGACAAAAACCGGAUCACACCGGCCUUCCAGGUCACAGACAAGUCAGAGAAGAUCAUCCUCCCACCAUCACACUUAUAUAUACCAAACAUACCACCAUCUCAGAAACCAGGGGAGAGUAUUCAGCGGGAGAUAAACAACACUAGGAAGGAGGAGGGCUUGAUAAAGGGGGCCAUGGAGUAUUUGAAUCUGGACUAUAAGUUCCUCACAACAUUUGUGUUGCUGUUGGUUACUAUUGGAGCGCUAGUCAUUUACUUUCCAAAGCGGACUGAGGAGUCCAUUAAGAUCAUGCUCAAGAAGGAGUUUGAGGAAAGGAAGCUUCUGGAACAGGAGCAGAAGUCUGCACAGACAUCUCUACAUGAGAGAGACAGGUCCUCCUCCGAACUGCUCAAGUAUGACACAAUCCCAGAGGGCUACUUACAAGUUGGAAAGAUCAUCUACAAUCCAAAAGAGGUUUUGGGACAUGGUUGUGAAGGAACUUUUGUAUACAAGGGAGUGUUUGACCACAGACGGGUUGCAGUGAAGCGUCUGCUGCCAGAGUGUUUCAGUUUUGCUGACAGAGAGGUGGAGUUGUUGAGGGAGUCAGACCAACACCCCAAUGUCAUUAGAUACUUCUGUAUGGAGGCUGACAGUCAGUUCCGGUACAUAGCGUUGGAGCUGUGUGACGCCACACUGACCACGUAUGUGGAGAACAAGAUACAAAUUGACCUGGACCCCAUCACUGUGCUGUACCAGGCCAUGUCAGGCAUAGCACACCUCCAUUCACUGGAUAUAGUUCACCGGGACAUAAAGCCACAGAAUGUGCUCAUCUCCCAGCCGGACUCCCGUGGCCAGGUCCGCGCCAUGAUCUCAGACUUCGGCCUCUGUAAGAAGUUAGCCGCAGGUAGAAUCUCAUUCUCACGCAGAUCCGGGGCCGCCGGAACAGAGGGCUGGAUUGCACCCGAAAUGCUUGAUGAGGACAAACGAACAACAUGUGCUGUAGACAUUUUCUCAGCAGGAUGUGUGUUCUACUAUGUUGUCACCCGAGGCAAGCAUCCGUUUGGGGAACCCUUACGACGACAGGCUAACAUUCUAUCAGGGGACUACAACAUAGACAGUCUGCCUCUCACUGACUGCCAAGUGAGAAAGCAGCUCAUUGAAACCAUGAUCGACUUUGACCCCGAGUCGAGACCAACAGCUAAGGCCGUCAUUAAACACCCGUUCUUUUGGAGUAAAGAAAGACAACUUCUGUUCUUCCAAGAUGUUAGUGACCGUAUUGAGAAGGAGACAGAGGAGAGUCUGGUUGUCAAGCAACUGGAAUGGGGCGGAGACCGCGUUGUCAAGGGGGACUGGAGAAAACACGUCUCCAUGGAACUGCAAAAUGAUCUGAGGAAGUUUAGAACUUACAAAGGGAACAAUGUCAAGGACCUUUUACGAGCCAUGAGAAACAAGAAACACCACUAUCGCGAGCUGCCCGAGGAUGUGAAGGCCUCACUGGGCACCAUACCUGACCAGUUUGUCCAGUACUUCAAUGCACGCUUCCCUCACCUUCUCAUCCAUACCUACAAGGCCCUGGCCUGCUGUGCCCAUGAACAUGUCUUUCACCAGUACUAUGACGACAGUAAGGACUGCUCUGGUGUGAGAUGAACACAACUUUCAGCAAGGCUUGUGUGGUAGAACGUGUUUUCUUUGAAGGCUGCAAACAAUAUUUACUGGUUAGUCCUCCACCUGUUUCAGUGGACUAUAAGUUUAUCCUCUGUCAUGUCUGUCUGUCAGCUUAUCCGUUUGUCCAUCAAUCUGUCUAUCUGUCCGUCCACUAAAUGUGUUUCUGCGAUUUCUCCAAAACUACUGAAUUUUGGUAUUCUUAUAAUUGGCAAUGUGAAAAUCAUGCAUGAUGAAAAUUAUACUGCCAUUUGCCAAAUUAGCCAAUGUCUACAAAUUAGCACUGUUGGCUACAGAAAAUUGUAUUUGAUUGUAAAUUUAGCUUAAUACAAUGUUGAGUUAGGGGAACAUUUGUGUCAUUAAAAGCCAAAGGUCAAGUAGAAGUAAAUGUAAUUGAACAAAACUUUAAAUUGUAAUAACGAAAAAAAAUAUUGUAAGAUAUUAUCAUGAAAAAUGGUAUACGCCUUUAGGUUUACUGUAUGUGAGUUUGUCAAUAAUGAUCUGUUGAUCCAUCCGUCUGUAUACAUGUAUCAGUCCACAAAAUCUGAAACAACUAAUAGAGUAUGUAUCAUACAGUAUAACUUGACCCUGCAAACCUUCAUUUCUGCAACAAAUGUUAGAUGACUUUUACUAAAUACCGAACUACCAGUAUACAAAUUAAUUCUUUUUUUUCAAAAGGUACGUAUGAUUUUAUCAUGAAACUCAGUACAUGUACAUACAUAAAAAAGCUAUGUGACGGUAAUAUGCACAACAUUUUCUUCAACAUUGUCUGGUGAAUGUGAAACAAAAACUACCUAAUAUCAUAUUGCUUUGUUUUCUUGACUGAAUCAUUAAAUGUGUACAGACAAAGGGCAAAGUGAUUGUUAUGCACAUUUUUAAUUGGUAGGGGAUUUCACUGGGCAGAUAGGGGCCUGUAAUGCAAGCCUUGUUUUCAAGUAGAAGUUUUGUGACUACAGACUAUACAGUGUGCCUUAUACAGUUGGAGAAUUUUCUGUGAUAAGUACAUGUAUGGUUGAAAAUUCUGUUUUAUUGGAAAAAGAGUGAUAUAUGUUCAGAAUUUUUAGUGACGUUCUGAACAAACUAUUUGUGUACUACAGUGUAGGGUAAAGACAAAAAUAAUUAUGAUGAUUUGGUUUAGGAGUGUGCAUUUUAAUAGUCCUAACACCCUUCACUGUCAGUGUUGCUGGUUAAUACUGGAUAACACUAAAUCAAUUAAUACUAUUUAUUUUGUAAGCCCCUCAUAACCAUUAAUGAACAAGGUGGCCUGAAAGGCCCAAAGUCGCUCACCUGUGAUACAAGGGAACUUACCUGUUCUGUGCAGCCCAAGAUAUCAUUAGAACAAAUGGUCUAACCAAGUUUCAUGACGAUUGGACUAUAAAUGUGACUAAAAAAUUAACAAGGUUUUACUUAAGUCAUAUAAGGCGAAAUUUCCCGCAUCCUGUCGGGUAUGUUUUUAAACCAACUGGAACUAUUUUCUAACACGUUCAAUAUAUCAUUGGGACAAUCUUCUGAGCCAGUUUCAUGAAAAUCGGACAAUACAUGUGGCCUCUAUUGUGUUAACAAGGUUUUACUAGAGCCAUAUAAGGAAAAACGCCCCACCCACUGGUGGUAAUGUUUUUCAACCAACCGGAACCCUUUUCGAACUUGCUCUAGAUUUCCUUUGGAAAAGUCUUGUGAUCAAGUUUCAUGAAGAUUGGAAAUAAAUGUGGCCUCUAGAGUGUUACCAAUUCAAAUGAUGAUGACAGACAACUGACAAAAGGCGGUCACAAAAGCUCACCAUUGUGCAUGUUAUGCUGUGGUGAGCUAAAAAUCAUCAUUUGUUAGCUCAAUUGAGCACAAAGUGCCAAUGGUGAGCUAUUGUGGUCAUUGGCUGGCAUCUGUUGUCAUACAUCUUAUGUUUCAUCAACAUUCAGCUCGUUUCUAGCCUAGAGACCACAUUUUCAUCCAAUUUUUAUGAAACUUGGUCAGAAUGUUAAUCUUGAUAAUAUACAGUCUGUCACCCAAUUUAGAAUAACACGGCAAUAAAGUUAAAUCUUUUAACCACGAUAAUUUCUUUCGAGAUUUAGUUUCAAUGUGAGAAGAUGUAAAAAUAAAGGGUAAAAAUUAUUUUGUAUGAUAACAGGUUAGGCCAGAUGGCAUAUGCAGUUUUUGUCAAAAAUAGCCAAUUAAAGUUCACCCUUCGGAAAAUUAUUAAAAAUCAUUCAACUUACAGAAUUAUUAUUUCAAAACGUCAUGACAUUUGUUUUCAAUCAGCAAAAAGUUUAUUUGAAAAUAAUAAAGCCUUCUAUAUCCAUAAGCACAUUUCAAAACAUAACUGAUUCAAUCAGUUCUGGUUAACUGUUUGCUGCAUUUAUACCCCCUGUAAGCAUAAUACAAAAGCUUUCUUGCUAAAACUUUGUUAAUUUAUUCCUUUACCUAAUGUAUACCGUAGACACUUAUCAUUUUGUUUUUUUGGAGCAUAAUAGAAAAUUAAAUACAAAUUAAUCAGAACUGCUAAUUAUCCGGAACUCUUUGACAAACUGUAUUGGUCUAGAAUGAAUCUGGGUCAGGUGCUUCCAAAAACUAUAUCAUCAGGUCAGAGGUUAUUAAAACGUACUACCACUCCGGAGGCAGCAUUUGUGACUCAAUCUUCUUGAAACUUGGUAAGAAUGAUUAUCUUGACAAUAUCAAGGCCAUUUGUGAAUCUGGGUCCAGUGGGGUCAAAAAGUAGAUCACCGGGUCAAGUCUUCAGAGAGUGGUGUCCUUGAACUCAGGUGAGCGCUUAAGGGCCAUUAUAGUCCUCUUGUUUUCAAACAUCAAUGUAGACAGUCUUGUUUCUGCUACUUGUUCAAUCUUUUGUACAUAACAAGUUUCAGUGUUGUUUGAUUUUUACUUCGACACAAUACAUUAUUGUUACCUGUAUUAAAUGGAUCAUUUUAUAAGUUAUGUUUUAUGUACAAAUCAUGGCCCACAGAUUAUGUAUUUAUUGAACAUUUCUGAAUUAUAAUUGUGCUUGUGUAGUUUUCUUUAAUUUGUUGCUCUUUGUGCAAUACUUGUUUUAAUUAUUUUGUUUUUAUUUCUGAACUAUUUUCAAGAAAAAAGUGUCCUCUUAAUUUAAGUAAAGCCACCUUUUUUCUAUACCAUAAUACUGAGUUACAUUGCUCCAGUUAAUACAAAUGUUACUGAAUAAUGUUUAGUUUGAGUUUGAUGAACAGUUUGUUUUCUUAACAAUUGAAAAACUGUAUUGGUCUAAGCAAUUUUUAUGGAUUCUAUUUUAUACAUGUAUUUGUUUUUACACUUUUCCUAUGAACACUUUUGAAAGUAAAUUUGAAUGAUCAUUCUUCAUGGUUCUGAAACAUGUGGUAUUUUUAUGAACCCGAAGGAGGGCAUAUAGUGAUCGAACUGUCCGUCCGUCUGUCCAUCCGUCUGUCCGUCACACUUUGCGUAUAGGUUUCGAAAAAUGCUCUACUUCUAUGUCACUUCAGCAAUUUCAUAUUUGGCAUGCAUGUGUAUAUGGACAAGGCCUUUCCAUACGCACACAAAUUUUGAUCCCUGUGACCUUGAACUUAGGGUCCGCGUUUAGGUUUCGAAAUCUGCGGUUAGGUUUCGAAAAAAAGCUCAUAACUUCUAUCAAGCCUUUAUAGGGGGCAUAAGUCAUCCUAUGGUGAGUCGGAUUGGUGACAGCUCUUGUUUUCUCAUAAAUGUUGAGUGACAUGUAUAGAAAACAGCUUGAUUAAAACGAUUGCUUUCUUACUAUUGAAAACCUAUGUAUUUGCUAUCAUUACACCAGAGAUUUUGUAGUAAGUAUUUCUAUCCUUACACCAAAGAUUUAGUAGGUGCUGGAAAAAAUGUUGUAUUUGGCAUGUUAUCUUAUUAUGAAGUUUGUAUAGCUUUUGAAAAAAAAAAAGAUCAAACGUCAUGUUUUGUCAAUGCCUUUAUUCCUGUAUAUGUCUAUUAUAAAAAUGCAUAAUUUUCAUGCACAACUCAUUUGACUGUAUGGUCUAUACAUUCCAAAUGUUUUUACCAUUAUUGUCCUUGUUUCUAAGUGUUCUGUUCAUAAUAAAGGCUGUUAAACUUGACUUUACCUUCAUGGUUCAGUGGCGUAGUAAAUGUUACAUUUAAAAUCACACAAUCAUGUGAAUUUUGAAUAAGGCCUCUCUCUUAAAAUACACCAUGUCACUCUUAUAUUGAGCAUAUUAUCUACGAUUGUUGCACAUGACCAUUCAAUUUAGUUGUCAAAUGAACAUAUGGUUGCAUAAAACACACUUUAUAAUGUGUUUUUGACAUAUUACAAACAGAUCGAAUUUUGUUUCUAUAUAGAAUGUACCAAUUAUUUGUUAUAUUAUUGCAUCUGACCCUGCUGAUCUGAAUAGUCUGGAAGCUAACCAUAAUUUGGUGUGCUCUGAUUGGCUGAACUAAUUUGGUAGGUGAAAAGUGUUUACUUCAGAAAUGUACGUUCACUUUGUGCUGGAACCUAUGAUGUUGAAAGAACAAAAGACUGUGGAAAAACUUAACGAAUUUGUUUGAAAUAUACACAACCUUAGUGUUAAAAGUUAGUUGUAUAAUCUUAUUAUUAUUAUUUUUUUAAUAAAAUAGAUUGUUUGAUCAGCACGAUGAUUUCAUUAUUGUUUACGUCUUUAGUUUGAACAAAUUAAAAACAUGUGUUCCUGUACAUGCACUGGUUAAGAUUGUUUGUAAAUGAAUUGAAAAUAGAAUCUUAAAUUGUAUGAUCAAAUUUACUUUGUCAUGAAUUAUACGAUAUAAGCAUUGUUCACAUAUUUUUAAAGGAAAUAAUCGACAUUGUCACACAAAUACAAGAAAUGAUUACAUUUAAUAAGAACGCCAUCAUUCAGUAGUAAAUUGUCUGUGUUUUAUUGCAUUAAAUUAUUGGUUGAAUGACCGAGUAACAUAUUGGGGUGUUUUAAAUCAGAUUAUUUAUUCAAAUAUUGUUUUAAUAUAACCAUCACUAAACCAUGUCAUUUCAAAAAAGUUUUUUUUUGAUGAUUGAGCAAAAAUUCCAUCACUUUAAUGGCCACAAAGUGCUGGUUAACCACAACAUGUGCAUUCUAGGCAUAUGAUUUUCCAGCAAAUCUUAAAAAUAUAUAAAAUCUUGUUAUUAUUAAUUAUGACAAAUUGACAACUGCGUACAUAAUUGCAUCAUUUAAAUUUAUUUUAUCUGAAAAACUGUAAUCUUGUUUGGAUUUAAAUAUCAUGAAAAGUGGUUGAUGUAAGCAUGAGCACAGUUACAAAUACGCUUAAAAUGAUAUAAAACACUUUUAAUCAACAAAUCAUGGAAAAGUUUGUAUUAUACUGAAAAUAUAGACAGACUGUCAAGUCUAAGUUUGAUGUCUCUAUCCAAUUUCACAUAAGACAGUGAUUAAAGAUAUUUAUGAAACUAUUGAUUGAUAUUUUUGUUACGGCCCAUUAACUUUGAUGUAUUUAAGUGGACAUUAUGAUUUAUGAUUCUGUUUCAGCAACAAUGAUGUUUCUGUUCUACAAUAGUGAACUUAGAAACAUCACUUAUCAUGGUUUUCUUUCGUUUAUUUAUUUUACAAAACGAUUCCAUUAGGUUGGGAACUUAUUAGCGAUUGAUAAACUUUACAGGAAACACUGGAAAUAGCUAUCGCAUGUUAUACUUACAAUGUGAACCUUUUGAAAUCAGCAUUGUUUAUAUGUAUAUGUCCAGUCUUUCAGACAAGGAAGGAAAAUGAUAUUUCUUCGGAUAUGCCAUUUGAGUAAAUGUAUGCUCUAUAUGUCAUGCAUAUGCAUAUGUAUAUAUUUCACCACUGAAUGAGAAAAUAAAUUUCCAAAAAGAU